AUGGAUAGAAGUAUCGCCAAUUCUGCAAACUGGAUAUGCCGUGACGAACCCAGACGACCGCUUGAAGUCGUUGGUUCGUCGUUCGAGAGGGUGUCAGACAUACCGUCCAAUACUUUUCAGGCAUCCUACAGUACCUCUCCGCAAAAUCCCCGGAACUCAACUGUAUCGACGGUAUCCAGGACGAGCAAGCGAAUCUUUAGCGACUCUGCGAGUCGAAGAUCCUCAGCUUCUACCGCUGACUCGACGGUACCGUCGACUCAAUCAUUCCAGCUUCAACCUUCCAUUAGCAGCCCCCCUCCCUGGUAUUCGGACUUGCAUGGUGGCAUGACACCAGUCGAUUACAAUUACGAUCUCCCUUGCGAGUUCGUAGCUCACGGGUGUAAUCUGAGAUUUCACCCAGAGAACUACCAGGAUUGGCUUUCGCAUUCGACCUCGCACUUCAUGGGAUUUGCACCUCCACCUAGCACAAUCUGCAUAUUCUGUGACCAGUCUUUCAAGAAUCCUGAAGACCCAAAUUCGAGCUGGACAGAAAGGAUGACCCAUAUCGGAAGCCACUACCAGGAGGGUCAUGAUUUCGAAAGAUCACGACCAGAUUUUUUCCUGUUGCGGCACCUGAAAGAAUGUCGUCUCAUAACAGACGAGGAAUAUGAGUCGCUCGCGUCAUGGAGCGAGAGAAAACCUUGCGAGGGCUUGGUGGACCGUGACUUUAAGAGUCCAGAGAUGGUGGCGAGGGAACUUAGGAAUUCGAGAAUCUUUGAGCAGCCAUACGAUUCGAAGAAAGAGGAGCGACAGAGGAGGUCAGAACACGGGAAGGGGAAGAAGAAAGACAAGACGGAGACUUACCAACAAAUCCACCGACCUCAAGUCUAUCAGGAGCACCGGUCAUGA
This is a messenger RNA of Drepanopeziza brunnea f. sp. 'multigermtubi' MB_m1, 888 nucleotides long. RefSeq lists its product as uncharacterized. NCBI's taxonomy places the organism in Eukaryota, Fungi, Ascomycota, Leotiomycetes, Helotiales, Drepanopezizaceae. The record is from RefSeq and is a predicted model, not a curated record.